CGUCCGCGCGCCUCAGCGUGCCCACGUUCCCGCGCCGGAAGUCGCUGCUGAAGGCAUCACGCUGGUUGGCGACUUCCGGUUUGUGGUUCCGGAUUUAUGGAUGAACGCACAAUGAAGGAGGAAGAGCUAGAGAGGAAAGCGGUAGAAGAGCUGCUGAAAGAAGCCAAGAGGGGAAAAGAUCGUGCCGAGACUAUGGGGGCAAUGGGCUGGAUGAAGUGUCCUCUUGCCAGCACCAACAAGCGAUUUCUGAUCAAUACCAUUAAAAACACUCUGCCGCCUGAUCGGGAGAAGGACAGCAGAUCAGAUGAUGAAAAGGAUACCAGGAGCCACAGCGGUGAAAGGAGGCAUUCAGAAAAGCACAGUUCUCAUCCCUAUAAAAGGAGCGAGGACUCGCGAAAAGACAAGAGGAGGUCUCCACCUUCAAGCAACAGCACAAGACAUAGACAGUCCAGAAGCGACAGCGAUAGACGAUAGCUGUGGAGUGGGGGGGUGAAGCAAUAAGGCUCAUACUGUUAUCCGUUUGCAAUAUGCAGGGUAUUUAAUAGUCAGUCUCAUCUGACUCUUAAAGGGGUAUUUCCACCUUAGACAUGUAUUCCACUUCUGGGGCAAAUUGUAGUGAAUGAAGAGAGCGAGGUACAUGGGCGGCCACCUUUCUGUGCAUUCUCUGUUUGGAUGAGAUGGCCAGCCCUCAGCACACCUUGAGUAACGGGGUCGGAGAACCCCGGCUCUGGAGAUAGGUACAGGUUCCAGAUGUGCGACCUGCAUCUGUGAGAUAUUUAUGGCAUAUCCUGUGGAUAUGCAAUAAUUGUCUAAGGCUACUUUCACACUUGCGGCAGGACGGAUCCGACAGGCUGUUCACCCUAUCGGAUCCUGCCGCAAGUGUGAAAGUAGCCUAAGGUGGGAAUACCCCUUUCAGACUGGCAAUGACUGUUAUAUGUUAUAAAUGCUUUCACUGCAGUUAUUACCUGCACACAAUUUUGGAUUAUAAAGGACAGUAAGCCACAUAUUUAUCAGAGGUGUAAUUCAUGACCUUCACAAUCUUGGGGUGAAGGGUAAUGUAUGCUGAACUUGGAGAGGUUCUUGCAGAUUUGAGGAAUGUUUGGCUAUCAUUGUAAAGAGCAAUGUUGCCCAACCUAUGGCUUUCCAGUUUUAGCAAAACUAUAACUCCCAGCAUGUCCCGGCAGCUUCUGACUGUCAGGCCAUGCCUAGAGUUUUAGGCAAGAGCUACAUGGCCGCUGUAAUCCCAUUCAUUUCUAUGGGAUCUCUGCUACCCAGCGAUCCGUGUCGCGCAACUAGUGUCGCCGUGGUGCAUCAGCAGGAAAGCCCCAGGUUAGGGGACACUGUAUAGAAUGUAGUGCUGUCAGGACAAAGGGCUUGCACUCUAACACAAAAAAUGGCCCCACGUGGUCUGUGCGUGUUCUGUAACCCUGCGUACCUGCCCUGGUGCAGGUUUGUAUGCAAAAAAUCUGCAUGGAAUCCGCACUAUUUAUUUAUUUUGGUUUUUGUCUUUGUUAACAACCCCAUUGAAGUUUCCAUUGGGGAAAACCAGUCUACAGAAGGUGCGGAAUUUUUGACAUGCUGCGGAUUUUAAAAUUUUGCACGGAAGAAAAAAAGCAAAGUGUACAUGAGAUCUUUCAAAUCUUAUUCAGUUUGUUGGUACUGUAUUACACUGCAGAUUUUCCGCACGAAGAUGCACUCGGAAAAAACGCACUUUAUCUGUAUUGUGUGCCCGUAACCUUAGGUUUGCUUUACAAGUGACUUAUUAGCUGCGGAAUUCCUGCAGCAGAAAAAAUAAAACGCACCAAAAGGGUGUGUUCACAUGCUGCAGAAUAGCUGUAGAUAGGAAGCAGUGUCAUUCUUUGCAUUGGAAAGGGUGAAAUCUGCAGAUUUAAAAUCCGCACCACAGGUCAGUUUCUGCUGUGGAUAUUUUCUGCCACAUGUGGCUGAGAAUUGCUGAAAGCUCAUUCACUUUGCUGGUACUUUACACUUCUGCAGAUUUGCUGCGCGAAAAUCCACGACAGCAAAUCCGCAGCUAAUCAGCUUCAAAGUGGGAUGUGUAAGAUUGGACACAAGGAUUUGCUGGUUUUUGCAAAAUACUGCUGUUCAUUUGUCUGGUAUUGCAGCUUAGUCUAAUUCCAGCGAGUGGAGCUGAGCCGCAAUACCAGACUCGGCCCACAGACAAGAGUGGCGCUGUGUUGUUUCUCACUUCAUCUUUGAAGAUUUGGUUACUGAAUAUUGAUUUUAGAGGCCAGGCUGCAGGUAGGCAAUGGAGGGAUGUAAAAAAUCUUUUAGUAAUGAACCCCAGAGCAAGCAACCGGAGUUCAAGUUUUCAUUUUGUAAGGCAUAAUGGGAAAUAAAUAAGAGGAUUACACCCGCUCAGUACUCACAGUGAGAUCAUCCCAGAGAAGCAUCCUAUAUAUCACAUAUUAAUGUUAUUAAUCACAUUGGGGACAAUUUUGUGGUAAGAAUAUGGCAGACAGCUGGUGUACGUACUUGGCACCACAUUUAUUCAGUGUAUAGCAAGAAAUUCUAGUGCAAUCUGUGGCAAAAAAAAAAAAACAACUAGCAUCCAUUCUUUGCAAAACA
Molecule: messenger RNA, 2586 nt
Organism: Bufo bufo (common toad)
Lineage: Eukaryota; Metazoa; Chordata; Amphibia; Anura; Bufonidae
Gene: POLR1D
Product: RNA polymerase I and III subunit D
Exons: 3
Coding region: 97-474 (125 amino acids)
Source: RefSeq, a predicted model, not a curated record